Verticillium dahliae VdLs.17 is the source of this 726-nucleotide messenger RNA. RefSeq lists its product as uncharacterized. Lineage: Eukaryota; Fungi; Ascomycota; Sordariomycetes; Glomerellales; Plectosphaerellaceae. The transcript has 2 exons. Bases 1 to 726 code for a protein of 241 amino acids. The record is from RefSeq and is a predicted model, not a curated record.
AUGUCGACCACUUCGAGCACCGUGGCUACCCUUGUUGGUGAUGUCGCAGAGGCUCCCGCGAAGCUCCAUGCGAAAAAGCCGUCAAUCCACUCUACUGUCCAUAUACAGACGAACAGUCCAAACUGCAGAAGCGUCCCCAGCCUAACGACAACGCCACUCCGACCCUCUCUGAAAAGAAGUGUCACAAGUGGUAGCCAGAGAAGAUCCAUCCCGAGCAAGGUCCAUGUCGACACGCGGGCAUUCAGCGGACAGCCCGCUCUCGACACACCGCGAUCCUUCCAGCAGCUGUACGACGAGCAGGCCUACCUCCUGGCCUCCCGCGUAAUGGAGGAACAACGAUCGCGCGAGCUGAUGAGGCGCCUCGCCACCCUCCAGGAAAAUCCGGACGGCGAAUGCCCCAGCAGCCAGUCCCGUAAGUCGAAGAAACAGUCGUCGCUGCUCAAGGCGAAACUCCUCAGGGCAGCCGAGCAGGAGAAGGCCAUUAUGGGCAGGCUGGGCGAGGUCUUUGUCGAGGUGCAGACGCGGCAGCGCUGGAUGCAGGCGCAGCAGGAACGGCACGUUACCAGCUCGUGGACGCCGACGCCAUGGGCCGUCUGGGAGACGGUGGCGUCGCCGAUUAGCGGGUUGAUGACGCCCAUUGUGUUGACGCCGACGUGUCCCAUUUCUGUUUCCGACGAAUGGGCCCGGUCAACAAGGUUAUGGGUGCACCUCAGAGGCGGAUUGUGA